This is a messenger RNA of Coregonus sp. 'balchen', 5932 nucleotides long. NCBI's taxonomy places the organism in Eukaryota, Metazoa, Chordata, Actinopteri, Salmoniformes, Salmonidae. The record is from the annotation of a GenBank genome assembly.
GUGCAAAUAGUCUCCUGUACUUUGGAGUUUACAGUCUGUUUGUUCAUUCCUUUUUGGUCUUUUCUGUUUGGUGGGAUAUCAAAAGGAAUAACUACCUAGAGCAACAAGAUGGCAAGGGUUUGUUUAUUUGUCAUAACUGUUGUAUUAAUGGUGGAAAACUGGUUCACUUCUGGAGGUAGGCUUCACACAUUUAACAAAAAAUAGAUAUCAACAAACAGUAUCCUCUAUGUUUUUCCUAAGUGCUUCUUUAUCAUUCUUUAUGAUAGUAUAUAAAUACUGUACAAAUGUAAUGUUUGAUUCACAUAUUAUUUGCUCAACAUUUUCUGGUAUAUCUGCUUCACAUGAACCCAAACUAUGGGUUUAAUAUGAUUUCAGUAAACUGGCACAAUUCCUUCCCAGAUACCUCAUGCCCAUAGGGGGCACAGGGGCAUGUUCCCCCUCAGCUUUGUCCUGUUUAAAAAUAUACACUACCGUUCAAAAGUUUGGGGUUCACUUAGAAAUGUCCUUGUUUUUGAAAGAAAAGCAAUUUUUUUGUCCAUUAAAAUAACAUCAAAUUGAUCCGAAAUACAGUGUAGACAUUGUUAAUGUUGUAAAUGGAUAUUGUAGCUGGAAACAGCAGAUUUUUUAUGGAAUAUCUACAUAGGCGUACAGAUGCCCAUUAUCAGCAACCAUCAGUCCUGUGUUCUCAACGUCAACAGUGAAGAGGCGACUCCGGGAUGCUGACCUUCUAGGCAGAGUUGCAAAGAGAAGCCAUAUCUCAGACUGCCCAUCUUUUAUUUUUAUUGGUCAGUCUGCAAUAUGGCUUUUUCUUUGCAACUCUGCCUAGAAGGUCAGCAUCCCGGAGUCGCCUCUUCACUGUUUGACGUUGAGACUGGUGUUUUGCGGGUACUAUUUAAUUAAGCUGCCAGUUGAGGACCUGUGAGGUGCCUGUUUCUCAAACUAGACACUCUAAUGUAUUUGUCCUCUUGCUCAGUUGUGCACCGGGGCCUCCCACUCCUCUUUCUAUUCUGGUUAGAGCCAGUUUGCGCUGUUCUGUGAAGGGAGUAGUACACAGCGUUGUACGAGAUCUUCAGUUUCUUGGCAAUUUCACACAUAGAAUAGCCUUAAUUUCUCAGAACCAGAUUAGACUGAUGAGUUUCAGAAGAAAGUUAUUUGUUUCUGGCCAUUUUGAGCCUGUAAUCAAACCCACAAUUGCUGAUGCUCCAGAUACUCAACUAGUCUCUAGAAGGCCAGUUUUAUUGCUUCUUUAAUCAGCACAACAGUUUUCAGCUGUGCUAACAUAAUUGCAAAAGGGUUUUCUAAUGAUCAAUUAGCCUUUUAAAAUGAUAAACUUGUAUUAGCAAACACAACGUGCCAUUGGAACACAAGACUGAUGGUUGCUGAUAACGGGCCUCUGUACGCCUAUGUAGAUAUUCCAUUAAAAUCAGCCGUUUCCAGCUACAAUAGCCAUUUACAACAUUAACAAUGUCUACACUGUAUUUCUGAUCAAUUUGAUGUUAUUUUAAUGGACAAAAUAAUUGCUUUUCUUUCGAAAAACAAGGAAAUUCCUAAGUGACCCCAAACUUUUGAACGGUAGUGUAUAUAAUUAUUAUAAUUUAUAGCUACAUUUUGUUGUUGUUGUUUCUCUGUUAUACUACUAGCCAUCUAGCAAUUUUAUGAAGUUGGUUUUAGCUAGCCCAGAUAGAUUCCCAAUCUCCUAAUCUCAUAACUAGCUACCAAGAAGCCAUUUCAGGCUAUCAAUCAAGUCAGAGUAGCUAGCUCGUCUAACUAUCUUAGCUGGCAUGCCUGCUGAUAAGGUUGGUAGACUUUAGAAAGUAAAAGCAAGCAAUUACUAAAUGUACUCUCAUUCCUUUCAAUCUUUUACCCAGACGUUAGCAGAGAUACAGAGAAUCAUACAUUACAUGACCAAAAGUAUGUGGACACCUGCUCAUCAAACAUCUCAUUCCAAAAUCAUGGGCAUUAAUAUGGAGUUGGUCUCCCUUUGCUGCUAUAACAGCCUCCACUCUUCUGGGAAGGCGUUCCACUAGAUGUUGGAACAUUGCUGCGUGGAUUUGAUUCCUUUCAGCCACAAGACCAUUAGUGAGGUCGGGCACUGAUGUUGGGCGAUUAGGCCUGGCUUGCAGUAGGCAUUCCAAAUCAUCCCAAAGGUGUUUGAUGGGGUCGAGGUCAGGGCCCUAUGCAGGCCAGUCAAGUUCUUCCACACCAAUUUCGACAAACCAUUUCUGUAUGGACCUCGCUUUGUGCUCAAGGGCAUCGUCAUGCUGAAACAGGAAAGGGCCUUCCCCAAACUGUUGCCACAAAAUUGUAAGCACAGAAUCAUCUAGAAUAUCAUUGUAUGGUUGUAGGUUUAAGAUUUCCCUUCACUGGAACUAAGGGGCCUAGCCCAAACCAUGAAAAACAGCCCCAGACCAUUAUUCCUCCUCCACCAAACUUUAAAGUUGGCACAAUGCAUUCGGGCUGGUAGCGUUCUCCUGGCAUCCGCCAAACCCAGAUUCAUCCGUCGGACUGCCAGAUGGUGAAGUGUGAUUCAUCACUCCAGAGAACGCGUUUCCACUGCUCCAGAGUCCAAUGGCGGCAAGCUUUACACCACUCCAGCCAACGCUUGGCAUUGUGCAUGGUGAUCUUAGGCUUGUGUGUGGCUGCUCGGCCAUGGAAAUCAAUUUCAUGAAGCUCCCGACUAACAGUUAUUGCUUCCAGAGGCAGUUUGGAACUCGGUAGUGAGUGUUGCAACCGAGGACAGACGAUUUUUAUGUGCUACGCGCUUCAACACUCUGUGGUCCCGUUCUGUGAGCUUGUGUGGCCUACCACUUUGUUGCUGAGCCGUUGUUGCUCCAAGACAUUUUCACUUCACAAUAACAGCACUUACAGUUGACCAGGGCAGCUCUAGCAGGGCAGACAUUUGACAAACUGAUUUGUUGGAAAGGUGGCAUCCUAUGACAGUACCACAUUGAAAGUCACUGAGCUCUUCAGUAAGGCCAUUCUACUGCCAAUGUUUGUCUAAAAUAGCCGAAUCCACUAAUUUUAAGGGUUGUCCACAUACAGGGUUGUCCACAUUGUAUAUAUAGUGUAAUUAGUUUCUUUAAAAAAAUAACCACUAGUCAGGAGGAUACAGACAGCUCAAGAGGUAUGCUUAGAUAUGCAGAAAAAUAAGCAUAUCUUUUUUAAUAGAAUUAAGCAUAAUGAUUAUGGCUCUAGAUUUUAGGAAAAAACUGUUUCAGGUGUUAGAAAAAGUUUUCAACUUCCUGACGGGGGCCCUAGCCCCCCUCCGGACUCCCCCCUAGCCAUCCUCAAAUACUUUGUGCCCCCUCAGAUUUUUGGGUGCAUGAUGCCCCUGCUUCUUCCAGUUCAGUUGUCAGUCAAAUGCAGUGUCACAUUGUAUAAACUUCAGGGUACAGAUACAGGAUGAGAGCAUGAGAAGAGUCAGAGACGUUUUCUUUAUGUCAAUUAUCAUAUUUUCUUCUUCAUGGUAAACGUCAUAUGCUUCGCCAACCUGAAUGAGAUCAAAAAAGAUGUUCACCUUUCCCUUAUAAGGGGAAUUCAUUUAAACUCAAUUGUUCAUUUAGUGACCCCCCAUCUCUGUCCUCCUUUCCUCCCCAGCCUCAGUCUUUCUGUCCAGGCAGUCUGCAGACAACCUCCUGAGGAGGCAGAAACGCUACAACACGGGGGCCUUCGAGGAGCUGAAGAGGGACAACCUGGAGAGGGAGUGUAUCGAGGAGCGCUGCAAUCUGGAGGAGGCGAGAGAAGUGUUUGAGGACAUGGAGAAAACAGUAGGUAGCAUCCUCUACAACCCCACAUGAAGUCCAUCUGCCCAUUGGCUCUGCCAUGUCAGGUGAUAGACAGCAUCAAUAAAAAACAUUUUUUUUUUCUUUUUAUUUAGAUGGAUUUUUGGGUGAAUUACCUUGGUAAGCAUUAAUUAUUAAAAAUGUGGAUAUUCUGUAGACAUAGUAGUGUUAUAUUAUCAGCAGAUUGGUAUAAUCUAUAUAAUGUAUCUGUAGUCAAGUCUUUGUCUAUGUGCCCCUCCAGACGGGGACCAGUGUGAGUCCAACCCAUGCCAGAAUGGGGGGAAGUGUAAAGACGCCAUGAGUGCUUAUGUAUGCUGGUGUCCACCUCAAUUCAAUGGGAAAAACUGUGAGAUAGGUGAGCAAUGUGGUCCCUUUAUUCUGUUUAAAAUCUAAUCAAAUACAGUAACGUUGACUGUCUUUUUAUCCACUUGUCAUUUGAUUGGAUUUGCAGAUAUUCCUGCUUUACCUGAAGAUUUCAUUGCAUUUGUUUACCUUAUAGUAGCUUACAUGUUAACCUCUUUAAUUUCCCCAAAUUGUUUGAAGUCAACUAGUCUCCUAACCCACUGUUCUCAUGGAUUCUCCCUACUCAGAGAUGGCUAAGCAGUGUGACAUCAACAACGGUGGCUGCUCCCACUUCUGUGUGCUGAACGGCCAGCAUGCAGUGUGUGACUGUGCCACGGGGUAUAAACUGGCUCCAGACAAGACCACUUGUGAACCAGAAGGUGCUGAUUAAUCCUGCAUAUAAAAUAUAAUGUUUCCUUUACAUUUAUUUACAUCAUCUAUCUUCUAUUUUCAACCUGUGUUUGCCAGGACUAUUCCCUUGUGGUCAUCUUGGCAAGGCUGUAAGCUCAACCCUGUCCUCUCGGUCGAUCAUCACAGCCGUAAAUGUUGAUCAAACCCAGCACUCCUACGACAACGCCAUCAACAUCACUGAGGCACUGGAGACCUCUGUGAACAACACCUUAGAUUCUCGUGUGGUCAAUGCCACCACCACAACCCCCCACCGUAUCAGCAGCACCAGCAGCAGCCACUCUUCCUCAGUGCUGGGGGACUUGCCCUCCUGGGUCUUCUUCCCAACACUACCCACCAUCCGGGAAGAGACAUCCGACAACAAGCGCAUCGUUGGGGGAAAUACAGUGAAACAUGGGGAGAUCCCCUGGCAGGUAGGACAGUCGUGUGUGUGUGUGUGUGAGUGUAAUUAAGCCCCUCCAGUCAAUGUGUUUAGACUGCUGUUGUCUGUGCUAACCUCUGGAACACUGCCAGGUGGCCCUGAUGAGCAAGCUGACCAGGCAGAGCUUCUGUGGUGGCUCCCUCCUCAGUGAGAUGUGGGUCAUCACCGCUGCCCACUGCCUGAAAGAGGACUUCAUUGGAUUAUUUUUCAUCAGAGUGGGUGAGUCAACCCAAGUAGGAGUGACUGCCUGUUUUCGUAUUUGUGCUUCCUUCAUUCAAAAGAAUGUUUAUCUGAUCACAAUGUCUCUCUGCAGGUGAGCACAACAUGCAGGUCCAAGAGGGGAGGGAGCAUGACCACGCUGUGGCUGAGUACCACAUACACCCGCGAUACGACGCCAAGACAAGCAUGUACAACCACGACAUAGCCCUGCUGAAGCUCCGCACGCCCGUACUCCUCUCUGACUACAGCCUCCCCAUCUGCCUGGGGCCCAAGGACUUCACUGAGACGCUGCUGAGGGAGGCCUCCAGCUCUGUGGUCAGCGGCUGGGGCAGGAUGCGCUUCCAGGGCCCAGAGUCCUCCAUACUGCAGAAGGUGGAGGUGCCUUAUGUGGACCGGACCGAGUGCAAGGGCAGCAGCGCAGAACGGGUGUCCCGCUUCAUGUUCUGUGCCGGUUACAUCAAUGAGCAGAAGGAUUCAUGCCAGGGGGACAGUGGCGGUCCCCAUGCUACCCAGUACCGGGACACCUGGUUCCUUACAGGCAUCGUGAGCUGGGGCGAGGAGUGCGCCAAGGAAGGGAAGUAUGGCAUCUACACACGUGUGUCACGCUACUUCCCUUGGAUCUCCAAUGUCACUGGGCUUAGAAGCAUCGGUUCCAAUUCUGAGCCUGACGUCUCUACUUAAAGUUUGGGAUUCUUACAAAUGUGUAUUGUGUCACUGAGCUGAUUUAUUCUUUGUUGUUGAAUUAAAAGGGAUCUGGAAA